AUGUCAGUACUAUUCCCGGAUAAUCCGGGUACAAGUCUCGGUGAGGCACGUUUCUCGAAUUUCACACAGGAAAUUCCCGAAGAAAGCCCGAAUUGGAUAACGGAUAUCUUCCCGAACAAUUCAUUUAUCGAUAGUGAAGCGCAUACGGUAAUCAAAGGAUUCUGCAGGGAUGUAUUACUGUACGAAUUACCAUUUUUGGGGAUACGCUACUGGGACCUAGCGAUACUAGCACCGAAUCUAUUGUUCUCGUUGUUUCUACUUGUAAACGCCAAACAUGUGUUGAAAAAAAUCACAGGCUCGAAAAGUCCCGUAUUUCGAGCAUUUUUUAUUUUGGUUUACCUCACUACUUUUAUGAAUGUGGUACGAUGCAUCGUGUCGAUGUCAAUAAGUGCUACGAAUCCGGUCGGCGAAUUGGUUGAUAAAAUCCUGUGGAUUUCGUUGAAAUUUUUUUACAUGACUUCUGAGUUGAGUGUGUUGACGUUCGCAUUGCUGUUCGGUCAUCUUGACAGUUCAACCAGCAUUCGAAGGGCGCUAAUAGCGACAUUAUUGAUCAGCCUGGCUCAUACUGGUAUACAGUCCGUGCUAGAAUUGAAAUUGAUCGAUCAGUCAGUUGCGGACGGCUUUUUUGACCUGCACUCACAAGGAGGUCUACUCUUUUGGAUGCUCACCUCUGCUGCUUUCGCUCUCGUUUAUUUGUUCGUUCUCUGUCUGCCGAUUACAUGUGUUAGGAGAUACGUGACUCUUCCGAGCAAAUGCUCUUUUUACCUAUACUGUAUAUUACUAUCAUUUUUGAAUAUUCUUCAAGCAUUGGGUGCAGUUUUGCUCUUUUUCCAAGCAACGGAUGGAAUGUGCUUUGUCGAUUUCUCCACUUAUUUGUACUUCUGCUUCUAUACUCCAAUUGUUUACGUGACGUUCUUACGAAGAUCCUUGAAGCAUCCAAGCUCGAAUUCCGGCAAUAGUCUAUUCUCAUAUAGAAAACAGCGUGACGAACAUGGUUCUGGAGAUCUACCCGAUUCAUAUUAUCCACGUUUUUCGGGCUUAACCUCACCGUCAUACGAUGACCUAUUCGAUUGUUCCCCACGUUUUGGUAGUGUUCCUUUUCCGGAUGCUCCGCUGAUGCUCUCGACAGCGGAGACAGCCGAAUCGACGGUCACCACGAGAACUGGGUCUGACGAGUGGGAAGCCAGGCAUUCUGGAUACUGGGACACGAACGUCGAGACACGACAUCUAAAAGGUCUCGGCGCUGACGGAAGUCUCGUCUUUGACGACGAUCCAUAUCCACGAUGGCAUCGAUAA
This is a messenger RNA of Necator americanus (New World hookworm), 1296 nucleotides long. RefSeq lists its product as uncharacterized. The record is from RefSeq and is a predicted model, not a curated record. Gene Ontology annotation, molecular function: G protein-coupled receptor activity. Gene Ontology annotation, cellular component: plasma membrane. Lineage: Eukaryota; Metazoa; Nematoda; Chromadorea; Rhabditida; Ancylostomatidae. The transcript is spliced from 12 exons. Bases 1 to 1296 code for a protein of 431 amino acids. Gene Ontology annotation, biological process: G protein-coupled receptor signaling pathway.